GUCAAGCAUGGCAUGUGCGGACUUGUCGGGUGCUGAGAUUUCCGGCCGCGAACCAUUCGCACUCCACGCUAGUAUUCAUGAUGGGAGCGACCCCCGGUUGGUCGCUUCCGACUUGUUUCAGGAUCCUCCUGCGCCGGAGUCCAAGGAGUUCAUGGGCAUGUCAACAUCGCCGUUGGCGUUCGCGGUGCGGCGGCGUGACCCGGAGCUCGUCGGCCCGGCCGUGCCGACGCCAGAAGACACCAAGCGUCUCUCCGACAUCGACGACCAGGGCACGCUGCGCGGGCACGUUUCGUUCGCCCUCGUCUACCGCGCCCGCGUGCCGGAGGACGGCGACCUCGCGCAGGGCGACCCGGUGAGCGUCAUCCGACGCGCGCUCGGCGAGGCGCUGGUGCACUACUACCCGCUGGCCGGGCGGCUGAGGGAGGUCGAGGGGCGGAAGCUAGUGGUGGACUGCACCGGCGAGGGGCUGCUGUUCGUGGAGGCUGACGCCGACGUGAGGCUUGCGGAGCUGGAGCGCGGCGCUGGGCUCAGGCCGCCGUUUCCGUGCAUGGACCAGCUGCUCUUCGAUGUGGAGGGCUCUAGCGGCGUACUCGACUGCCCAUUGGUGCUAAUCCAGGUGACUCGGCUGCUCUGCGGUGGGCUCGUCCUCACGCUCCGGCUCAACCACACCAUCUGCGACGCCAUCGGCAUCGCCCAGUUCAUGAACGCCGUCGCCGAUCUCGCCCGCGGCCUCCCGGCGCCGACCGUGGCGCCCGCUUGGUCCCGCGAACUCCUCGAAGCGCGCAGUCCGCCUAUUCCAUCCUUCCCGCACCGCGAGUUCGACGUACUUCCGCCAAAUGGUGAUGGCCCGCCACCGCCGCCGCCGGCCGACGACAUGGUCAUGCGAUCCUUCACCUUCAGCGCCGCCCACGUCGCCGCGAUCAAGAAACACCUCCCUCCACUCCUCCGCGACACGGUCACCAGCUACGAGGCGCUCACAGCCUUCCUCUGGCGCGCCCGCGUCACGGCGCUCGACAUAGCGCCGGGCGAGGCCGUGCAGCUGGUCAUCAUCGCCAACUUCAGGGGCUUCCCCGAGCUGAGCCUGCCGGAUGGGUACUAUGGCAACGCGUGUGUGCCCGCGAAUGCGCGGGCCACCGCCGCGGCGCUGCGCGAUGGCUCGAUCGGCGACGCGGUGGCGCUGGUGCGGCUGGCCAAGGCCGCCGUGACGGCCGAGUACGUGCGUUCCACGCUCGACGUGCUGGUGCUGCGCGGACGGCCGUGCCUGGCUCUGCAGAACAACAUGUUUGUCGUGUCGGACAACCGGCACGCCGGGUUCAACCACGUGGACUUCGGGUGGGGCGAGCCGGUGUACGGCGGCCCUGCCGACACCAUCUUCGGCCUGGGAUUCUUAGUCGCCGGAAAGGACCCGUACGGGAAGGAUGCGGUGGUGGUGCCGAUAGUGCUACCGCGGCCGGCCAUGGAGCGGUUUGCGGCGGAGGUGGGCAAGCUUUGCAAGGCAUAGAUUGUGGCGUGCCAGUCUAUGGUUUUCCUUUUUAUGUGUGUCCGCUCCUCAGCCAUCGGGUCAUCUUCGCGAGAAAUCUCAAGCUCGUCCAAUCAAGGCAACAUUUUGUGUAACACUUUGCAGAAAGGCAAUUUCGUGAA
Messenger RNA from Lolium perenne, 1641 nucleotides. RefSeq names its product benzyl alcohol O-benzoyltransferase. The record is from RefSeq and is a predicted model, not a curated record. NCBI's taxonomy places the organism in Eukaryota, Viridiplantae, Streptophyta, Magnoliopsida, Poales, Poaceae.